Messenger RNA from Lepisosteus oculatus (spotted gar), 1472 nucleotides. Its product is annotated as coiled-coil domain-containing glutamate-rich protein 1. Lineage: Eukaryota; Metazoa; Chordata; Actinopteri; Semionotiformes; Lepisosteidae. The record is from RefSeq and is a predicted model, not a curated record.
UGUUAGUUAGUGUGGUUGGCUGUGGUGCUAGGGGGAGAGAACAUGUAUGAAUUUUAAUAGUAACAACUACUGAAAACAACUUAGGUUGUUUCACGUGUGGUCUGGUAAACAUUGAAAACAUUAACCCCUUGACUUUGGACAUAUCUUUAAGGGGAAGAAAGAGCUAACCAUUAGGAAGGGGAAAAAAGAGGUGUGACUGUCAACCUUAAUAGACAGCCGGGAGCGGGUCAAGCUGUCUGCAAGGCAGGUAUACCACCAGGCUAUGUACUGUCAAAAGCCCGUGGUAAAGAUAAAAUCAGAAAAAAUCGUGAAAAGGUAGACUAACAGGGGAUAGCGGUGUGGUUAAGCACAGGGAGGAAGAUAAAACAGAGAAACCGAUUCUUUGUUUCCAGACAGCUGCCCGCAGCUGUGAAGACUAUGUGAAGGAGGAGACGGCAGGUUAUGUUUUUCGAAGAGGGGAACAUGUGCGGGAAGGGCCUGAUGUGCCAGUGGCGGGUGUUGGGCGGCCGGGCCGACAGCCACGCCGAGAAAAGUCAAGCGAAGCUCGGGGACUCCAGGAGAGCAAGCGGCAGGCAUCGCUGGCACAAGAGCGGGAGGAGGCCGAGUUACCAGGGGAGGAGGGGCAGGGCGCCCGGGCACCCCCAGCGCUACCGCAGGAAGGGCCGGCCAGCCCCCUGGCCCCCGGGCGCGGUGUCGUUACGCCCGGUCAACGUGAAGGGCAACAGGGCGCCGGGCAUGAGGGCCCCCCGGAACACUAACCAGUUCUUAAUGCACGAGAAGUACCAGCUGCUGCACAUGCGGUCCGACUCGGUCGGCACGGACAGCGGGUCCGAUUGCGAGGUGGACUUCACGGACAUGGACUCCUAUCUGGGCGUGCUGGAGAACGCCCGGGGCGCGCUGAUGGACAGCCCGGACCCGUCGCCGCCUCCUUCGGCCAGGUUGUCCCCCCGGCAGCCGGCCAAGCGCCAGCAGCGCCCGUUCUUCGGCUUUGGUGACAUUCACCAGGAAGAGAGCAUGCAGUACUUCCCUUCCGAGGACGACGUGCUGCAGAGUGAGGACUUCAUGCAGAAGGAUUUCAUCGAGUUCUUUAACGCGGUUUCCUAGCGCUGUCUGCUGAGGAGGGGACUGAUGGGCAACAUGUCCUGUCCGUGUUGUCAAACGUGCCGUUUACCACGACCUUUUUUUUUAUAUAACGUACAAAAAAACCAAAAGGUAUUUAUUUUGUCAUUGUAACCAAGUUGGUUCAUUCGGACUCUUUUGCCAAAUGUUUGUUAUCCGGAGCUUGUUGUGUUGCGUCCAGACAAGGAGGGUGUAUUAAGUGGGAGUCCUCCCAAACAGCCAAUCGGUGUCGGGACUUCUGAAAGGGUCGGACUUUUCUUUGCAUUUUUUUUUUUAACCCACUGCUACCUGAUGCCAAUGCAAUUGUAAAAAAAUGUGCCGAAACUUUAUUCGAAUAAAAGUGAUAACGUCCA